This is a messenger RNA of Rhododendron vialii, 2184 nucleotides long. RefSeq lists its product as uncharacterized. Lineage: Eukaryota; Viridiplantae; Streptophyta; Magnoliopsida; Ericales; Ericaceae. The record is from RefSeq and is a predicted model, not a curated record. Bases 216 to 1811 code for a protein of 531 amino acids. Gene Ontology annotation, molecular function: ATP binding; ATP hydrolysis activity. The transcript is spliced from 13 exons. Gene Ontology annotation, cellular component: microtubule cytoskeleton.
ACGUCCUGACGUCCAGUCCCUCGGGUCAGGUUAAUCGACCUUCUCGAUCAUCUCUUUCGGAAUCCAUUCUGAGACUUGACUUUCACGCAAUCCACCGAUGAAACUCGUCGCGAUCUCUCGAACAUGGUAAGCUAACCAGUAAACCCCCGCCCUCCCCCGCUCUCUCUCUCUCUCUAGGAUUUGACCAAUUCAAUGUCAGAAUCCACUUCCCAGACAUGAGCAUCUUCAACUUCAAGGGCAUCGUCGACUCCCUGACCUCGGUCUUCUCUGGUUCCUCUUACGAGACUCAGCAAAACCCUAGCUCCUCUAAUUCGACGACAAUGGACGGCGUCGCCGCCGGGCUUUCGGUGUCGAACGAGCGAGCAGCGUAUAAGCUCAAGGGGUACCUUGAUUUGGCCACGGAAGAGAUCGCCAAGGCCGUUCGUGCCGAAGAGUGGGGUUUGGUUGAUGAUGCGGUUGCUCAUUACCAGAAUGCCCAGCGCAUAUUGACGGAGGCCUAUUCAACGCCCGUGCCCUCGUACAUCAGCUUUAGCGAGCGUGAGAAGGUGAAAUCUUAUCGCCAAAAGAUAUCAAAAUGGCAGAGCCAAACUUCAGAAAGACUUCAAACUCUGAGGCGCCGAUCAGGUGUUACAUCCACAUCUAAGGUAUGGACCUGCUCAACUACGUGUGAGAGUAUGUAUAAUGGUUUUCUUAGUCCAAUAUACUUGCUGACUGCUGGCACAUUGGUGUUUUCAAAUUCUGUUUGCCCUGGAAUAUUUGUGAACACCCUUAGUCAUGCACAAACCAUAGCAGAUCCAUCAACGAAGUCUUAUGGUAGUAAAGAUACAUUCCAAAAGUCUACUGGCUCCCCUAGAUAUGGUUCGGUUGUGAAAAAUCAAACGGAGAAAGUCGUAAGCUCCAAACCUGUUCAAGGAUCUGGUUCUGGUUAUGAUGCGAAAUUAGUUGAAAUGAUAAAUUCUGUAAUCGUUGAUCGGAGUCCUUCUGUUAAAUGGGAAGAUAUUGCUGGCCUUGAGAAGGCAAAACAAGCUUUAAUGGAAAUGGUAAUCCUACCAACUAAGAGAAGAGACCUGUUCACUGGUCUUCGUCGGCCUGCUAGAGGUUUACUUCUUUUUGGUCCACCUGGUACUGGGAAGACCAUGCUUGCCAAAGCAGUUGCUUCAGAGUCUGAGGCAACCUUUUUCAAUGUAUCCGCAUCUUCCCUAACAUCAAAGUGGGUGGGAGAAGGUGAAAAGCUUGUUCGGGAACUCUUUAUGGUUGCUGUAUCCAAGCAGCCAUCAGUAAUUUUCAUGGAUGAGGCAAAUAGCAUCAUGUCCACGAGGGUGGCCAAUGAGCAUGACGCAAGCAGAAGGUUGAAGUCGGAGUUUCUAGUCCAGUUUGAUGGGGUGACGUCAAACUCCGAUGACCUUGUAAUUGUGAUUGGUGCAACUAAUAAGCCGCAAGAGUUGGAUGAUGCAGUUCUCAGGCGAUUGGUGAAGAGAAUAUACAUUCCACUACCCGAUGCCCAUGUUAGGAGAUCUCUAUUGAAACACAAACUCAAAGGCCAAGCUUUCUCCUUGCCUGCUGGAGAUUUAGAAAGACUUGUGGAAGGCACAGAAGGAUAUUCUGGAAGUGAUCUACAAGCCUUGUGUGAAGAAGCUGCAAUGAUGCCAAUUAGGGAGCUUGGUUCAAAUAUUCUCACCAUCAAGGCAAAUCAGGUCAGGCCGUUGAGGUAUGAAGAUUUUCAAAAGGCGAUGACUGUAAUUAGACCCAGCCUGCAGAAAAGCAAGUGGGAAGAGCUUGAACGGUGGAACCAGGAGUUUGGAGCUAAUUAGCUUCGUACAUGGCCUUCGCAGUAUCUGCCUUUGCUAUGAAUUGGUGUGGAGCUUAUUUAUUUUGGCCGUGGAAUCCAGAUGCAACUGUAAAUGUGCAAGGAGAAAAAGCAGCGUUUCAGCCCCAAGAUGUACAGUACUUGUGAAUGCAAAACCUCAACCUGUAUUUGUCACCCUAAUUUAUAUCUUGCGGCAUAUCAACUCUCUGCUCGUACCACACAAGAUUCUUUGUCUACUCGAAUAAAAGUAUUUAUAGCCCCGCUGUAAUGAGUGCUGUUUUGACUUGCCGAUGACGAAAUUUGUUUUUAGUGUGUAUAUAUUUUCAUUAGGGAUACAGCAUUCGAUAAGAAGAGAAAAAUGGAAAUGUUAUUUAUCA